CGGAGCAGGUUAUGGUCGGAGUUUGGUAGCGGGCCGGACAGCGCUCAGUCAGUGCAGGAGAGAGAGAGCAGCAGCAGGAGCAGCAGCCGGGAGGAGAAGCAUGGCUUUAAAUCUCACCAUCAACACCAACAACCCGCCGCUGGGGGCGCUCUUGGCAGCAGAGCACGUUAAGAGCAGUGUCAGUGUGUCUGUGCAGGAAGGCAAAGACACCAAGCUCCAUGUCUCUGAGAGCGUGCAGUUCAGUGAUGUAAACUCCAUCACGCGUUACCUUGCACGUGUAGCUCCCAGUCUGGGUCUGUAUGGCUCCAACAUGAUGGAACAAACUGAGGUGGACCACUGGCUUGAGUUCAGUGCUCGACGUCUCAGUGGACAAACAGGCUUGGCUCCUGCUUUUGGGGAGCUGGAUGCAGCGCUGGCCUUGCGUACCUUCCUGGUGGGCCGUGGUCUGACCCUAGCUGACCUCUGUGUCUGGGCUGCUCUCAAAGGAAGUGGGGAGUGGCAGGCAGCACAGGCUAAGCCAGGGGCUUUUCCUCAUGUGUCCCGCUGGUACUCUUUCCUGAGCUCUCAGGUGCCCUUCAGCGAAGUGGGCAGCAAGUGGGCUAGCAAGGUCACUGCCAGCCAGACUGCUUCUGGGGAGAAGGAGAAGAGUAAAGAUGUCGGCAAGUUUGUGGAGCUGCCCGGGGCUGAGAUGGGCAAAGUGGUGGUUCGGUUUCCACCUGAGGCCAGUGGGUAUCUACACAUUGGCCAUGCCAAGGCUGCCCUGCUCAACCAGCACUACCAGGUCAACUUUAAAGGCAAGCUGAUCAUGCGCUUUGAUGACACUAACCCUGAGAAGGAGAAGGAGGACUUUGAGAAGGUGAUUUUGGAAGACGUGGCCAUGCUGCAAAUCAAGCCAGACCAGUUUACCUACACCAGUGACCACUUCCCCACCAUCCAGCGGCUGGCUGAACAACUACUGCAGGAGGGCAAGGCUUAUAUUGAUGACACACCACCCGACGUCAUGAAGCAGGAGAGAGAGCAGAGGGUCGAGUCUCGCCACCGCGACAACUCUGUGGAGAAGAACAUGCAGAUGUGGGAGGAGAUGAAGGCAGGCUCAGAGUACGGUCAGACCUGCUGUAUGAGGGCCAAGAUUGACAUGGGCUCCAACAACGGCUGCAUGCGUGACCCCACGCUGUACCGCUGCAAGAACGCCCCCCACCCCCGCACUGGCAGCACUUACAAAAUUUACCCCACAUACGACUUCGCCUGCCCUAUCGUAGACAGCAUAGAAGGCGUAACUCACGCACUCCGCACCACCGAGUACCAUGACAGAGAUGAGCAGUUCUACUGGGUGAUCAAUGCUCUGCGACUGCGCAAGCCUUACAUCUGGGAGUACGCCCGCCUCAAUCUCAACAACACUGUGCUCUCCAAGAGGAAGCUCACUUGGUUUGUGGACCAGGGCUAUGUGGAUGGCUGGGAUGACCCUCGAUUCCCUACAGUCAGAGGCGUCCUGCGCAGAGGAAUGACAGUGGAGGGACUGAAACAGUUCAUUGCUGCUCAGGGUGGGUCAAGGUCUGUGGUCAACAUGGAGUGGGAUAAGAUCUGGGCGUUCAACAAAAAGCUGCCAGUUAGCUGUAAAAAGGUCAUUGAUCCAGUAGCGCCAAGGUUCUCUGCCCUGCUAAAACAACAGGUUGUUCCAAUUUCCAUUCCUGAAGCCAAGGAGGAGAUGAAAGAAGCUGCCAAGCACCCCAAGAAUGCAGAAGUGGGGAUGAAACCCGUGUGGUACGGUCCGAAGGUGUUUGUGGAGGGGGCUGACGCUGAGACCUUUACUGAGGGAGAAACUGUUACCUUCAUCAACUGGGGAAACAUCAUCAUCUCCAAAAUCAAUAAAGACAGCAGUGGAGCAAUCACAUCUCUGGAAGGCCGACUGAACCUGGAAAACACCGAUUAUAAGAAGACCACUAAAAUCACCUGGUUAACUGACACCCCUAAAGCCCCGCUUAUCCCCACAGUGUGUGUAACCUACCAGCACCUCAUCAGCAAACCAGUGCUGAGUAAGGACGACAACUUCAAGGACUUUAUCAACAAGCAGAGCAAGACAGAGGAAAUGAUGCUUGGAGACCCGUGCCUGAAGGAGUUGAAGAAGGGUGACAUCAUCCAGCUGCAGAGGAGGGGCUUCUACAUCUGUGACCAGCCCUAUGAGCCAAUCAGUCCUCACAGCUGUAAGGAGAGUCCUUGUGUCCUGCUGUACAUCCCAGAUGGACACACCAAAGAAAUGCCCACUGCUGGAUCCAAGGACAAAAGCAAGCCAACUGCUAAAACUGUGAAGGAUGAACCUGUCUCUUCAAGUAAAUCCAAACCAGCUCCGUCCUCCAGCACCACACAAGCUCCCUCAGGAGAUGCUUCAGUCAUGUUCUCCAGCAUCGUUGCCCAGGGAGACCUGGUCCGGCAGCUGAAAACAGACAAGGCUCCAAAAGAGCAGGUGGACACAGCUGUGAAGCAGCUCUUGGCCUUGAAAGUGGAGUUCAAAAAGCUGACUGGGCAGGAGUACAAACCUGGCAUGGCCCCACCUACUUCAUCCCCUGUACAAAAAAGCCCAGCCCCUAGCCCAAGCCCCUCCUCUUCAUCCUGUCCUUUCACACGUGUUGCUGAGCAAGGCGAGGUUGUGCGGAAACUGAAGGCUGAGAAAGCACCCAAGGAUCAAAUAGAUGAAGCUGUGAAACUGCUAUUGGCCCUAAAAGCUGAGUUUAAGCAACUCACAGGUCAGGACUAUAAACCGGGCAUGGCUGCUCCCUCUGGACCUCCAGCACAGCCUGCACCCAAACAGCCUGCACCUUCUUCCAACACGUCCUCCACUGACCUACACGGGCGAGUUGCUGAACAGGGUGAGGUGGUCAGGAAGCUUAAAGGAGAGAAAGCUUCGAAGGACCAGAUUGAUGCUGCGGUGAAGCAGCUGCUAGCUCUGAAGGCAGAGUAUAAACAAGUGACAGGCCAAGAGUAUAAGCCAGGAGCUCCUCCAGCCAGUGCUGGCUCAGCUCCACCAGCUAAAGUACAAUCUGCCCCUGAACCCAUCAAGACCAGCUCUCCAGACAACGCCACAGCAGACAUUUACCAACGUGUGUCUCAACAAGGUGACCUUGUGAGAAAGCUGAAAACUGACAAAGCUCCCAAGGAUCAGGUGGAUGCUGCUGUGAAACAACUGUUGGCUUUGAAGGCGGAGUAUAAACAGAAGACUGGGCAGGAGUACAAACCAGGCGUGGCUCCCAGUGCUGCACCAGCUCCUGUUCAGGCCAGUUCUGCUCCCCCUCAGUCCUGCUCUUCUCCUCAGGCCCAGGCACUGUAUGCUCAGGUAGCUCAGCAGGGGGAGCAAGUGAGACUGCUCAAAUCACAGAAAGCUCCAAAGGAACAAGUGGACACAGCAGUGAAGACCCUACUGGAGUUAAAGGGUCAGUACAGAGCACUUACUGGUGAGGAGUACAAACCAGUGACUACCCCAGCAGCUCCGGGGCACACUGGAUCAGAGGACAAGAGCCGCAAGGAACGGGAGAAUGCCUCUGAGAAACAAGGGGGAGGAGGCCGCAAGCAGCAGAAAGGCGGGGAAAAGUCACAACAGGGUCAGGAGAGUGGAGCAGCGGGAGCAGGAGAUGGCCAGGGUCCCAAGAAACAAACACGGUUAGGACUUGAGGCAAAGAAAGAGGACAAUCUGGCUGACUGGUACUCACAGGUGAUCACUAAGUCCGAGAUGAUUGAGUACUAUGAUGUUAGUGGCUGUUACGUGCUGAGACCCUGGGCCUUUUCCAUCUGGGAAAGCAUCAAAGACUUCUUCGACAAGGAGAUCAAAAAGCUGGGGGUGGAGAACUGCUACUUCCCCAUGUUUGUGUCUCAGGCUGCUCUGGAGAAAGAGAAGUCUCAUAUCGCUGACUUUGCUCCUGAGGUCGCGUGGGUGACUAGAUCUGGGAAGACCGAGCUGGCCGAGCCCAUCGCUGUGCGGCCCACUAGCGAGACUGUGAUGUACCCUGCCUAUGCAAAAUGGGUCCAGUCCCACAGAGAUCUCCCAAUCAAACUCAACCAGUGGUGCAACGUUGUGAGAUGGGAGUUCAAACAUCCCCAGCCAUUCCUGAGGACCAGAGAGUUUCUCUGGCAAGAAGGACACACAGCCUUUGCCACCAAGGAAGAGGCUGCUGAGGAGGUACUUCAAAUCCUGGAUCUCUAUGCACGGGUAUAUGAGGAGCUAAUGGCCAUUCCGGUGGUUAAAGGCAGGAAGACAGAGAAGGAGAAGUUUGCAGGAGGAGAUUACACCACAACAGUGGAGGCAUUCAUCUCAGCCAGUGGCAGAGCCAUUCAGGGUGCCACAUCUCACCACCUUGGCCAGAACUUUUCCAAGAUGUUUGAGAUCAUUUUUGAAGAUCCCAAGAAGCCUGGUGAGAAGCAGUUCGCUUAUCAGAACUCGUGGGGUCUCACCACCCGCACCAUCGGUGUCCUGACCAUGGUUCAUGGAGACAACAUGGGCCUGGUGCUGCCACCCAGGGUGGCUUGUCUUCAGGUGAUCGUCAUUCCCUGUGGUAUUACAGCCUCUCUGCCCGAGUCUGAGAAGGAUUUGCUGUUAGAUCAGUGCUCCAAGUACCUCUCCAGAUUGCAGAAGAUUGAUGUCAGAGUGAAGGCUGACCUCCGAGACAACUACUCACCAGGCUGGAAGUUCAACCACUGGGAGCUGAAGGGUGUGCCAAUUCGUUUGGAGGUUGGACCUAAGGAUCUGAAGCAGGGCCAGUGUGUGGCAGUUAGAAGAGACACUGGAGAAAAGCUUGUUCUGCCUGGUGGAACUGUGGAAACAAGAAUAAAACAACUGCUUGAGGACAUCCAGGAGAAUCUCUUCAAAAGGGCUUCUGCUGAUCUCAAGGAACAUAUGGUGGCAGCAGACACUAUGGAUCAGUUCCAGAAGGAUCUGGACCAGGGAAAGAUCGUGCAGAUUCCCUUCUGCGGAGGCAUUGAGUGUGAGGAUUGGAUAAAGAAGACCACCGCUAAGGAUCAGGACUUGGAGCCGGGCGCACCCUCAAUGGGAGCCAAGAGUCUGUGCAUUCCUUUCCAGCCUCUGAAGACCCUCAAGGAAGGACAGAUGUGCAUCAGCGGCAAAGAACCAGCCCAGUUCUACACCUUGUUUGGGCGCAGUUACUAAGAGGGAAGACCUAGCUAGAUGUCCUCAUCUGUGCCCAGUGCCUAAUUUGCUCUUGACCCAUUUUAGCCAUCAUGACUAAAGCACUAAAAAGAAUUGCUGUAACUUAUAUCCUCACCUGCCAUUUCUAACCUCCAGACAGGACCACACUGGAGUCCUCUGCUGCUCUUAAGAAAAGCUCCCCUCCCACUUUUUCUCAGCUACUCUCAGGACAUACAGGUGUAAUAUAGAGACGGGUACUUGUUUCUAGUUACUCUGUCAGAUUUAGAGGGAAAUACUCAGCUGGUGUUACAGUGACUUCUACUAAAAUGCAUAAACCUGUAUAUCUGUCCUUAGUCCUCAAAGUCUGGUACUUGUAACCUUGUAACCUUGAGGUAAUUCACAAUCCAACUAGAACUUUAUCUGUAAUAAAGGGAUUCUUAAUUUCUACCAUG
This is a messenger RNA of Astyanax mexicanus (Mexican tetra), 5583 nucleotides long. RefSeq names its product glutamyl-prolyl-tRNA synthetase 1 (gene eprs1). Gene Ontology annotation, cellular component: aminoacyl-tRNA synthetase multienzyme complex; cytoplasm. Gene Ontology annotation, molecular function: ATP binding; proline-tRNA ligase activity; glutamate-tRNA ligase activity. Gene Ontology annotation, biological process: glutamyl-tRNA aminoacylation; translation; prolyl-tRNA aminoacylation. The record is from RefSeq and is a predicted model, not a curated record. NCBI's taxonomy places the organism in Eukaryota, Metazoa, Chordata, Actinopteri, Characiformes, Acestrorhamphidae. The transcript is spliced from 34 exons. Bases 101 to 5152 code for a protein of 1683 amino acids.